GGGCGCCCGGCUCCACCCAGCGCUCGGCGCGCGUGCGCGGCUCCAGCAGGUGUGUGUGUGGCGGAUGUCGACCUGGGGUCUGCAGUGUUUGAGGAAGGCCAGGCCUGGGGGCUGGCGCUUAGGUACCGGCUGAGAAUUCAUAUUAAAUAACCAAGAAAGUGUGAGGAUGAGCAGCCGAAGGAAACGCGCUCCCCCAGUGAAGGUCGAUGAGGAAAGGCAGCAGCAGCUGCACUGGAACAUGCAUGAAGACCUGAGGAAUGAACCUCUCACCUUGACCAUUGAGCAGCCCUGCUCCGGUGCAGACUCUUCCUCUGAUUGCAUCCUCAUAGAUGAUGACCCUCCUGAAGAUGUAGUUCACAGGGAUAAGAAGAGGCGUUCAGAGGCUGUGAGCACCUUAGAAUCCACUGAAAAAGAGAUCCCUUUGUCUGUGAAGUUGAAUGUUAUAAUUUCUCCCUAUCAUGUCGAUCAUUCUUGGAAAGCAUUUCUGGGAGAUUUUGCUCUUCAGCUUCUCCCUGAAGAGAGUUUAGUUGAACAUUUUUCUGAAAGGAGUUUUGCAUUGAUGAGUUCAGAGUCAAGCAAUCAGUUCCUGAUCUAUGUCCAUUCAGAAUGUAAAGAUGCAGAGAAGCAAGAAAGUGUCUGCAAAGAAUCGGCUGAUGUUUGCAGCAAGGGUCUUCGAGUGGAAUCGUCCUUCAGUAGUGACAUGUUACAGGAUUUGGCCUGGCUGCAGAAGAAAAGAGGAAUAAAACUUUAUCAGAGACCAGAAGGAAGUCAUACGAUUAAGGUUGGAAUUUAUAUCUUGGAAGCGGGCCUAACAAGACUAGACUUUAUGAGUGAUGCAAGUUCAAGAAUGAAAAAGUUCAAUCAGCUCAUGAAGAGAGUGAUGGAAAAGUUAUAUAAUUUUGUUAUUCCAGAUGUGCUGGAAGAAGAUGAGGAAGAUUCAGAGAGUGAGCCAGAGGGCCAGGACAUUGAUGAGCUCUAUCACUUUGUGAAGCAAACACACCAGCAAGAAACACAGUCAGUCCAAGUGGAUGUCCAGCAUCCUGCGUUAAUCCCAGUCCUGAGGCCGUACCAGAGAGAGGCAGUGAACUGGAUGCUACGACAAGAGCAUUUCAGAAGCGGUCCUGCCGGUGAUAACUCCCUGCACUUCCUAUGGCGAGAAAUUGUUACACCUGAUGGUUUGAAGCUCUACUAUAAUCCAUAUACGGGCUGCAUCAUUCGUGAUUUCCCACAUGCUGGACCACAGUUGCUUGGUGGAAUCUUAGCAGAUGAGAUGGGUCUCGGAAAGACAGUGGAGGUUCUGGCUCUGAUUCUGACACAUACUCGGCAGGAUGUCAAACAAGACGGUCUCACUCUUCCCGAGGGAAAAGUGGUGAAUUAUUUCAUCCCAUCUCACUGUCCCAGAGGAAAAGUAAAAAGCAGAGAAAUCCAGGAUACAGAAUGUGAACCAAAAGAAAAAGUUCACUGCCCCCCUACACGUGUGAUGAUCCUAACAGCUGUGAAAGAAAUGAAUGGGAAAAAAGGAGUCUCUAUUCUUUCUAUCUAUAAGUAUGUCAGCUCCAUAUACAGAUAUGAUGUUCAGCGGAACCGGAGUCUUCUGAAGAGGAUGCUGAAAUGUUUAAUCUUUGAAGGUCUUGUGAAACAGAUCAAAGGUCAUGGUUUCUCUGGGACUUUUACUCUGGGGAAGAAUUACAAAGAAGAAGAUAUAUAUGAUAAAACAAAAAAGCAGGUGGUGGGGAGUCCAAGGAAAAUUCAGAAAGAGUUAAGAAAAUCAGUGAACAAGGACACAGAUUCUGAAUACCUGCCAUCAAACACUUCUGAUGAUGAUGAUGAUCCUUAUUAUUAUUACUGUAAGCCCAGGAAAAGCCGUAGUAAAUUGAAAAGAAAACCUGUUCUGCUCACUAAGAAGGAAAAGAGGCAGCCUAUCAGUCCGGAUUCCCAUGGUCACUCUCCAGCUCUUAGUGACUCAGCAAAUCCUGAUCCUGAUGUGUCGGAGAGUAUACCUGCCUCUGAGAGCAAGCAAAACCAAGAAGACAAAGACCGGGUGGGGUCUCCAAAGCCCGCUGCUGAUGAGUUGGCACAUUCUAACACUGCGAGUCCCUGUGAGACCUCUGAUUACCGCUUUGAGUGCAUAUGUGGUGAAUUUGACCAGAUUGGCUGGAAGCCGAGAGUUCAGUGUCUGAACUGCCACCUGUGGCAGCAUGCAAAGUGUGUGAAUUACGAGGAGAAGAAUCUGAAGGUGAAGCCUUUUUACUGCCCCCACUGCCUUGUUGCAAUGGAGCCAGUGUCAACAAGGGCAACUCUGAUCAUCUCUCCAAGUUCCAUUUGCCACCAGUGGGUGGAUGAAAUCAACCGGCAUGUCAGAUCAUCGUCUCUUCGAGUUUUGGUAUAUCAAGGAGUGAAGAAAGAUGGCUUCUUACAGCCUCAUUUUUUGGCAGAACAAGAUAUAGUUAUCAUUACCUAUGAUGUCCUUCGUUCAGAACUAAACUAUGUUGAUAUCCCACAUAGCAAUAGUGAGGAUGGGCGUCGCCUGAGGAACCAGAAGCGCUAUAUGGCCAUUCCCAGUCCCCUCGUAGCGGUGGAGUGGUGGAGAAUCUGUCUUGAUGAAGCUCAGAUGGUUGAAUGUCCUACAGUAAAAGCUGCAGAAAUGGCCCAGCGUUUGAGUGGGAUUAAUCGGUGGUGCAUCAGCGGCACUCCAGUACAGAGAGGACUGGAAGAUCUCUUUGGUCUGGUGGUCUUUCUUGGGAUUGAACCUUACUGUGUCAAACACUGGUGGAUUCGACUUCUCUAUCGACCAUACUGCAAGAAGAAUCCUCAGCAUCUCUACAGUUUUAUUGCCAAGAUAUUGUGGAGGUCUGCUAAGAAAGAUGUCAUUGACCAAAUCCAGAUUCCACCUCAGACUGAGGAAAUGCACUGGCUCCACUUUUCUCCCGUGGAGAGGCAUUUCUAUCACCGCCAGCAUGAGGUGUGCUGCCAGGAUGCCGUGGUAAAACUCAGGAAGAUCUCCGACUGGGCCCUGAAAUUGAGCAGCUUGGACAGAAGGACCGUCACCUCCAUCCUGUAUCCUCUGCUUCGGCUCAGGCAGGCCUGCUGCCAUCCACAGGCUGUUCGCGGGGAGUUCUUGCCACUCCAGAAGAGGUUUUACUAUCAGUUUCCUUCUCCUGUGGGGUUUAUUAUGUUGCAAUAUGCUGACCAUUUGGUACUGGGUAACCAGUUGGGGAAGACUUUCUCCCCCUCUCAGCGUUCCUUAGUUGCCUGUAGUUCUUUGUGUAGGGAUGAAGCCUCCAAGUCUUCCCCCCAGUCCACUUUGGUAUGCUUUAUAAUAGGAACAAGCGAGUAUGCCUCGGCAGCAGAGCUGUACAGAGAAGUGCUACGCUCCUCCGAGGAGCACAAAGGAAAACUCAAAACCGAUUCUCUUCAAAGACUUCAUGCCACACAUAACUUAAUGGAGCUCUUGGCAGCCAAGCACCCAGGGAUACCUCCCACCUUAAGAGAUGGCAGACUUGAAGAAGAGGCCAAGCAGCUUCGAGAGCACUAUAUGAGCAAGUGUAACACAGAAGUUGCUGAAGCCCAGCAAGCUUUGCAGCCUGUGCAGCAGUCCAUCCGGGAGCUCCAGAGGAAGAUUCAUUCUAAUUCUCCUUGGUGGCUGAAUGUGAUCCACAGAGCAGUGGAAUUAUCUGUUGAUGAGGAACUUGUUCAGCGGGUGCGAAAUGAAAUAAGUAGUAACUACAAGCAACAAACUGACAAGCUCUCUAUGUCGGAGAAGUUCCGUGACUGCAGAGGACUUCAGUUCUUACUCACAACACAAAUGGAAGAGCUCAGUAAGUUCCAGAAGCUCGUGAGAGAGGCUGUGAAGAAGCUGGAGCGACCUCCAUCCCGUGAUGUGAUUGAGUCUGCCACAGUCUGCCACCUGCGACCAGCUAGACUCCCUCUCAACUGCUGCGUCUUUUGUAAAGCCGAUGAAUUGUUCACAGAGUAUGAAUCAAAACUAUUUUCUAACACAGUCAAAGGCCAGACAGCAAUCUUUGAAGAAAUGAUAGAAGAUGAGGAAGGACUUGUGGAUGAUAGAGCACCUACCACUACCCGGGGCCUGUGGGCAACAAGUGAGACAGAGCGAUCUAUGAAAGCAAUAUUGUCAUUUGCAAGAUCACAUAGGUUCGAUGUCGAAUAUGUAGAUGAAGGAAGUGUUUCAAUGGAUCUUUUCGAGGCAUGGAAGAAGGAAUAUAAGUUACUUCAUGAAUACUGGAUGACCCUGAGAAAUCGUGUGUCAGCUGUUGAUGAACUUGCAAUGGCUACAGAGCGGCUAAGGGUUCGCCAUCCCAAGGAACCAAAGCCAAACCCACCUGUCCAUCACAUCAUUGAACCACAUGAGGUUGAACAGAACCGUAUAAAACUGAUAAAUGAUAAAGCGGUUGCCACAUCACAGCUCCAGAAAAAACUUGGACAGCUUCUUUACCUGACAAAUUUGGAGAAGUCUCAAGACAAAACAUCAGGAGGUAUUAAUCCAGAGCCUUGUCCAAUCUGUGCUCGACAGCUGGGAAAACAGUGGGCAGUGCUGACCUGUGGACACUGCUUCUGUAACGAGUGCACAUCCAUUAUAAUUGAACAGUACAGUGUGGGCUCUCAUCGAAGCUCCAUCAAGUGUGCUAUCUGCCGCCAGACCACAUCACACAAAGACGUCUCCUAUGUCUUCACCUCAGAGAAAGCAAACCAAGAGGAUGAUAUCCCUGUGAAGGGUAGCCAUUCUACCAAAGUGGAAGCUGUGGUCAGGACUCUGAUGAAAAUACAGCUUAGAGAUCCAGGGGCCAAAGCACUCGUUUUCUCAACGUGGCAAGAUGUACUAGAUAUUAUUUCAAAAGCGCUGACUGACAACAACAUGGAAUUUACUCAAAUCAAUCGCAUUAAGACAUUCCAGGAGAACCUUUCAGCAUUUAAACAUGAUCCUCAAAUCAAUAUUUUGCUGCUGCCCCUGCACACAGGCUCUAAUGGAUUAACUAUCAUUGAAGCUACUCAUGUCCUCUUGGUGGAGCCCAUACUGAACCCUGCCCAUGAGCUUCAGGCCAUUGGGAGGGUGCACCGAAUUGGACAGACAAAACCUACCAUUGUACAUAGAUUCCUAAUUAAAGCAACAAUAGAAGAGCGAAUGCAGACAAUGCUGAAAACUGCAGAGAGGAGUCAUACAAGCUCAUCCGGGAAGCACUCUGAAGCCUCUGUGUUGACUGUGGCUGAUCUGGCAGACCUCUUUACCAAAGAAACAGAGGAGCUUGAAUGAAGUGCUAUUAAAUCAUUUCAUAAACUUUAAUACAGGAUUUAACUUUCAUAGUUGUAAAGCAAAGUUGUUAUUUAAAAACAAAAGAUCAGUAAUUUACUGAUAUAGUAUUAGUAAAUACUAUUUCAAACUGGAUGAAUUCUUUUUGUUAUAAACUAACAUAGUAAUGAUUGGCUAUUGGUUCCUUUUCAGUAUACUAAUUUCAAAACAUGUACAAUGAAUUUUAAUUUUACAUUUCUACUGAAAUACUUUUUGUUCCAGUGAAUAUCUAUAACUGAUAAGGCAGGGAAUUAAGAAAGGUAUUGAAGACUUUUCUUUUAAUGCAUAGAUAUUUGUAUUAAUGAGUCGGAAUACAUAAAAGAGAAAGUAAACUAGUCUAGUUUUGUAUGACCUGAUAUAGCCAAUCAGUGUAGAUCACAUUUGUGAAAGGGCCUUCAGCAUCUUUAGCGUAUGAUUCACCAUUAUCUUCUCAGUAAUGUUUUAAGAAAAUGCUGAACUGUAAUAACUAGUUAUUUGCAUGAGUUUAAAUGUAACACUGUCAUUGUAACUUGAAAGUAAGUAGUGCAACUCCUAAUGCUAAGUCGUUAGGCAAUUACUUUGCUUUUCAUGUUUUGCUACUAAAAGUUAAAAUACGGAAAAUUUCCUUUUUUCUAUUAUGUAUUAAAGUAGUAUCAUUGUUAGUGUGGAUUUAUGUAUAUUAAUAUUUACCUGACAAUGAUGUUUAAUUCUCUUAGUAAGUUUUUUUUAAUGUGUUUUAAGAUGGAUGUAUCUGUAACUGAGUUUUAUGGUUUUAUGGCUUGUGAUGUUACUAUAGCAUAGAAAUGUGGCUUUUUAAAAAAAGAAAUCAUCAUUGUAUUGAUGUCUUAGACAAUAUUCCUUUCCUGUGUUCUUCUAACUAGUCAUUUUAGCCGCAAUAGAGUUUAUUCAUUUCAAUUACUCCGCCCUUAGGAACUACUAGUGUUACUGCAGGAGAGUGCUGUGUUCACACAUGCAUAUAACUGUAAGUGAUGAAACUGUCUCUUCUUCUGUGAAGAAUUAAUAGAUGGCCUUGGCAUCACAGAAUCAGAAGUAGCUUGUUGUAACCUAGCCCUGUGAUGGAAUAUGAGUGUUCUUAUUUCCUGUCUUUAAGCCUUUGGAGUUUUAAGUGACCCUCAGGAUUCAUUAGCUCCUAACUGCCCAGAAAACUGUACUGGACUGGGUCUCCUUCAUCAGUGAGCUCUGGUGCUUAGCUAAGGUGCAUUUCCCACUCCAGGUUUACAGGUGACAGUUCAACUGAAGAAGACACAUUGUGGGUGCUUAUUCUUUAGUUGAAGGGAGAUAUGCAUUGAUUCUUUUAUAUGAAAUUAAACUAUUUUUACAGCUCUUUUACAUAUCAUAAAGAGCUUUAUGUAUAUUCACGUGGUUAACAUUCCUAAUAGUCCUGUGAAGUAGAUAUGAUUAAUAUCAUUUCUGUUUUGAAAGUAAAGAACUAAUGCUCAACAAUACUAAGAAACUUGCCUAUGACAUGUAGCAAUUAUACAAUGGAGCCCAGGCCCCCAGGCUUCACAUCCACUGUUCUUCCACCACAUCAUAUGCCAUGCUGAGAUUCAGAAGCCUUGUGGCUAUAAUUUAAUAAUGAGAUUGUUUAAGUAAUUAUUUUUGUUUUCUAGUAUUACUUCAUGUGCUAUGUUCUAGGGAAAACAAUUUGUUGUUCUUCAAUUUAAAAAAUGAUAUAUUGAUAUCUAUACUUACCAGUAUUAGAGGAAAGCUACUCUUAUUUAUUUCAGUAAGAUACCUCAAUUAAAUAAAUAUUUUAGUGGAAAAUGAAAUUGUGGAUUGU
Molecule: messenger RNA, 7085 nt
Organism: Alexandromys fortis (reed vole)
Lineage: Eukaryota; Metazoa; Chordata; Mammalia; Rodentia; Cricetidae
Gene: Shprh
Product: SNF2 histone linker PHD RING helicase
Exons: 30
Coding region: 167-5269 (1700 amino acids)
Biological process (GO): DNA damage response; nucleosome assembly; protein polyubiquitination
Cellular component (GO): nucleosome; nucleus
Molecular function (GO): ATP binding; ATP-dependent chromatin remodeler activity; ubiquitin protein ligase activity
Source: RefSeq, a predicted model, not a curated record